AUGACGGCUUGGGCUAGACGCGCUGACGGCAGCGGUAUUUACACCCGGACAUGCGGCCCCAUGGAACACGCAUACGUUACCAUGGUCCACACCACCCGCAGCCACGGCCGCGAAGACUUUGUCAUCAGCUACAUCCUCCAGUUCAGGGAGGAUGCUGAACCUCUCGGCCAUCAACUGCUCCUCAAGCAGCGGCUGCGCGAAGCCUGGAAGGUCCUCCGCUUCGAGCACCCCAUGAUCGCCGUCGAGCUGGGCCAUGACGGGCAGUCUCUGCUGUACGCAUCAACCGUAGACCAAAAUUCCUCGCUGGAAGACUGGCUGGCCGAGACAUUCAUCGUUGAGACGGACGAGCAAAGACCGGCCGGGGCGGUGUUCUCCGAGCUCCGGCCGCCGCGUCUCAUGGAGCUGCGGUUUCUCCCCAAUACAGGCGAGCUGCUCCUGCGGUCGUCGCACUGGCGCAUCGAUGGGGCCGGAUGCUCGCUGCUGAUGGACCGUUUCUUCGACAUCAUGGCGACCGAAGAGAUGGGUAGCCUGGCGUGGGGCGAGGAAAUUUCCAGACUCCCUCCCGCCCUCGAGGACGCCCUGCAGUUGCCGAGUGAGUCAUCGCCGGAGCAUCAGAAAUGGGGCUCGGAGUGGAUUUCCGACUUUGGGUCGGCAUCGCCGUCCGUCGGUCUUCCUUGCCGUCCGAAUCCCGAGCGGAACCCGGGGAGCCCCGGUCGCGAGCUUCUCGUCCUGAGCGAAGAGGAUACGGCCACGCUCGUUUCGGCGUGCAAGACUGCCGGCAUUACCGUCACGGCAGCUCUCCACGCGGCCGUCAUUCUUCAAACGCGGGAGAUGGCCCCGGCGGAAACAAGGAGCAACAACUUCAUGGACGUUCUCAUGUGUGACUUGCGGUCCUACCUGCCUGAGCCGUAUAACACGAGUGCCUACGCCGUGAUAAUCUGCUCCAUGCCGCAGCUCGGCGUCUUUGGCUCGCUCGCCGAGCGGGACUUCCUAGGUACGGCCAGGAUAGUGAUGGAAAGCUCCAGGGUGUAUGACAUGCACAUGAUGCUACAGUCGCUGCGUCCUGCCUCGGUUGCGUUCAAGCAGAUGCUGGAAAUGGGCGCGGCUUCGACAGAGGUUAUGGCAGACGCCUGUGGUCGUACCACCCGUGGUGAGUAG
This is a messenger RNA of Colletotrichum orchidophilum, 1158 nucleotides long. RefSeq lists its product as uncharacterized. The coding region runs from base 1 to 1158 and encodes 385 amino acids. Gene Ontology annotation, biological process: mycotoxin biosynthetic process. The record is from RefSeq and is a predicted model, not a curated record. Gene Ontology annotation, molecular function: acetyltransferase activity. The transcript has 3 exons. Lineage: Eukaryota; Fungi; Ascomycota; Sordariomycetes; Glomerellales; Glomerellaceae.